Molecule: messenger RNA, 2345 nt
Organism: Dreissena polymorpha
Lineage: Eukaryota; Metazoa; Mollusca; Bivalvia; Myida; Dreissenidae
Product: mucin-22-like
Exons: 2
Coding region: 25-1914 (629 amino acids)
Source: RefSeq, a predicted model, not a curated record
AGGACUUUACAACUAUUUAAAAGUAUGAUGCGUAAAUCAAUUUUACCUUUGAGCCUUUGCGUUUUCGGACUUAUUACUAAUUUAUCAUUAGGGGGAAUGACAACAGUGACCGCUUUCGAUGAAAUGUCGACUGUACCAACAACGUCCAGUUCCAAUAAUGCUUCGACUGAAACAACAACGUCCGGUUCUGAUGACGUUUCGACUGAAACCACAGAAACCGGUUCCGGUGACAUUGAUAUAACACCUACCAAUAUCGAUGAUAUUUCGAGCGAAUCAACAACGGCCAGUAACGAGGACAAUUCCACUGAUGAGAGAGCUACCAUUGAUAAAGGCAUUGCGGCUGAAACAGCAGAGGCCGGUUCCGGUGAUAUUGAAACAACAGCGACCGUUUCCGUUGUAUCUUCGACUCAAAUAACAAACACAUAUUCCAAUGACAUAUCGACCGAAACAAUAGACACUGGUUCCGGUGAAAUUAAAACAACAGCGGCCAGUACCAAGGAGACUUCGACUGAAACAACAGCGACCAUUUCUAUUUAUUAUUCGACUGACACAACAGAGACCAGUUCCGACAACAUUUCGAUUGAAACAACAGAAGCCGGUUCCGGCGAAUCGGAAACAACGCCAACUAGUACCGAGAAUACUUCGACUGAAACAACAGCGAGUAGUUCCGAUGACAUUUCGACUGAAACAACAGACACCGGUUCCGGUGAAAUUGAAACAACAGCGGCCAGUACCAAGACGACUUCGAUUGAAACAACAGCGACCAUUUCUAUUAAUUAUUCGACUGACACAACAGAGACCAGUUCCGACACAAUUUCGAUUGAAACAACAGACGCCGGUUCCGGUGAAUCGGAAACAACGGCAACAAGAACCGAGAAUACUUCGACUGAAACAACAGCGAGUAGUUCCGAUGACAUUUCGACUGAAACAACAGACACCGGUUCCGGUGAAAUUGAAACAACAGCGGCCAGUACCAAGGAGACUUCGACAGAAACAACAGCGACCAUUUCUAUUAAUUAUUCGACUGACACAACAGAGACCAGUUCCGACACCAUUUCGAUUAAAACAACAGACGCCGGUUCCGGUGAAUCGGAAACAACGGCAACAAGAACCGAGAAUACUUCGACUGAAACAACAGCGAGUAGUUCCGAUGACAUUUCGACUGAAACAACAGACACCGGUUCCGGUGAAAUUGAAACAACAGCGGCCAGUACCAAGGAGACUUCGACAGAAACAACAGCGACCAUUUCUAUUAAUUAUUCGACUGACACAACAGAGACCAGUUCCGACACCAUUUCGAUUAAAACAACAGACGCCGGUUCCGGUGAAUCGGAAACAACGGCAACUAGUACCGAGAAUACUUCGACUGAAACAACAGCGAGUAGUUCCGAUGACAUUUCGACUGAAACAACAGACACCGGUUCCGGUGAAAUUGAAACAACAGCGGCCAUUACCAAGGAGACUUCCACCGAAACAACAGCGACCAUUUCCAAUGAUACUUCGACUGAAACAACUGCGACCAGUUCCGACACCAUUUCGAUUGAAACAACAGAGACCGGUUCUGGUGACAUUGACACAACAGCGACCAGAACCGAAAGCACUUCGACUGAUCCAACAUCGACCACAACAACGCAGCUUCCCGUUCUAGACGAUUCCGAUUAUGAAGAGGAGAAGGAAACCGCAGACAAAAAAGCGCAGGCGGCCGUCGCUACUGGGGCCACAAUUGUCGGUGUCGUCGGGAUAUCGGUUGUCGGCAUCAGCAUCGCGGCUUCAGUAGCCGCAACCCAAGCAGCGGUGGUCUUAGCGCCCGCUAUCGUCGCCGCCUCUACUACAGCCGCGACGGCGGUUGGUGCGAACGCAGGAGUUACAGUCGCAAAUAUUAGCCCGUCAGUGACUGUAACAAUGCACAUAUGAUGCACCUAUGAAUAAGUAUAAACCAAAUAAGUUUUGCUGACAUUUGGAAUAAUAUAUUUAGGGUAGGCAAACGUAAAUGUCGUUACAUUCUUAAUGGUUCGGAUAUUGUUUUUCUUAAACAUUGAUUUGUGAUGCACAAAACAAUUCAAAUAGGAACUUUGCAAAGAAAGAAGUGCAUUUCUAACACUGAAUUUCAUGACGUUUUGAUGACGCAAUGACUAAAUGGAUAUUUACUUAAACCUUAGCUCACCGUGUUAAAGUUAUUCGGCGAAUUGCAGUUUAAUAUAAUAUGAUUUAAGGCGUGAACCUAUGGUUCAGCAUAUAUUGCUUGCUCAUAUACUGGCAUGAAUGUGACCCGUUGCUAUUGCAUUGACAGUCGCAAGAUAAUCUUCAAAAAUAUUUGUAAACAGGUUAUGGUUCAUUUUCAAGUG